GUCAUUGUUUGCGCCGACGGUAACGCGACGUUACGUGUAGACGUCUACGGCCUACGGUGUGGCAUUAAAUAUUAAAUCUUUGUAGGUAUAUGAUUUGUGGUGUGGUGUAAGCUCAAGUUUUGUUUUUCAUUUUAUACUCUGGUUUGUCUAAUUAGCGUGGGUUAUUAAUUUUAUUUUGUUAUAAAAAUAAAGGACAAAGAAUGAAGCAUUUUGUGUUAUGUUUUGCAUUUGUGGCUAUUUUAGCCUUUGUUAACUGCGAUGAUGCUGAGAAAAAGGGGCCAAAAGUAACUGACAAGGUUUGGUUUGAUAUCAAAAUCGGAGAUGAAGCAGUAGGUAGAAUUGUUAUUGGUUUGUUUGGAAAAACCGUUCCUAAAACUGUGAGAAACUUCAAGGAAUUGGCCCAAAAACCUGCAGGCGAAGGUUAUAAAGGUAGCAAGUUCCAUCGAGUUAUUAAAGACUUCAUGAUUCAAGGAGGCGAUUUCACAAAGGGUGAUGGUACAGGCGGUCGCAGCAUUUAUGGUGAACGUUUUGAAGAUGAAAAUUUCAAACUUAAACAUUAUGGAGCAGGUUGGCUCUCAAUGGCAAAUGCUGGUAAAGACACCAAUGGAUCUCAAUUCUUUAUUACAACUAAACAAACCUCAUGGUUAGAUGGACGUCAUGUAGUUUUUGGUAAGAUAUUAUCAGGCAUGGAUGUUGUGCGAAAAAUAGAAAGCUCUAAAACUGACGGUCGAGAUAAGCCAUCAAAAGAUGUCACUAUUGCUGACAGUGGUGCUGAGGAAGUGGCUGAACCAUUUUCAGUAUCAAAGACAGAUGCCACUGAUUAAAUGUAAUAAUUACAAUAAAAUUAAUUCAGUCGUGAUUUUAAAUAUAAUUUCUUUUUUACAAUGUGUUAAUAAAGAAUGUUUUUAAG
Molecule: messenger RNA, 910 nt
Organism: Anoplophora glabripennis (Asian longhorned beetle)
Lineage: Eukaryota; Metazoa; Arthropoda; Insecta; Coleoptera; Cerambycidae
Product: peptidyl-prolyl cis-trans isomerase B
Exons: 3
Coding region: 201-824 (207 amino acids)
Biological process (GO): protein peptidyl-prolyl isomerization; protein folding
Cellular component (GO): intracellular membrane-bounded organelle
Molecular function (GO): peptidyl-prolyl cis-trans isomerase activity
Source: RefSeq, a predicted model, not a curated record